Penicillium waksmanii is the source of this 1302-nucleotide messenger RNA. RefSeq lists its product as uncharacterized. NCBI's taxonomy places the organism in Eukaryota, Fungi, Ascomycota, Eurotiomycetes, Eurotiales, Aspergillaceae. Bases 1 to 1302 code for a protein of 433 amino acids. The transcript has 3 exons. Gene Ontology annotation, molecular function: proline dehydrogenase activity; FAD binding. Gene Ontology annotation, cellular component: mitochondrion. The record is from RefSeq and is a predicted model, not a curated record.
AUGCCCAGCACUUUCCCACGGCACGGCAUAACCUUCUGGCGGCACCGCUCGACUAAGUCGGCCUUGCAUGAUCCGGCAAGCAAGUCCGCUUCGUCGUCUCUCCUUCCUCCCUCAGAGGUACCCUCCAUGGCAAGACUGCCGACUAAGAUUAUUCUGCGGUCGCUGGUCCUGACAUCUCUCAUGUCAUCCAAACUACUCCUCAAGCCGUCCCUUGCUGCACUGGAUAUCAUCACGAACUCAAAGUCAGCCAUCCUCAACCCGGACCGCAAUAGGAUCCUUAAUAAAAUCAUUCGCUGGACUGUAUACGAUCACUUCUGCGCCGGAACAAACCGCCAGGAAGUCUCCAAGACAGUUGCAGAUAUCAAGAAAAUCGGAUAUCAAGGAGUUAUUUUGGGUUAUUCAAAGGAGAUCACCGUUGACCCGACUGAUGCUGUGGUCCAUGAUGGAUCUGGCACGAAAGUAUAUAGCGAUCGAUGCUAUGAAAUUGUGGAAGAGUGGAAGAAGGGGACAUUAAAAACUUUACGUAUGGUUGGGGCGGGUGAUUAUCUGGCAGUCAAACUCACAGGUGCCGGUCCUAUUUGUAUCGACGCUAUGGCAGAGAGAAAGCCUAUGCCUCAGGUCGUGGCAAAGGCAAUGGAUGAUAUUUGCCUUGCUACCCGAGAGCAAGGAUCACGUUUGUGGCUGGACGCUGAACAGCAGGUCCUCCAGCAUGGACUCGAUGACUGGGCUAUUCAGAUCAUGAAGAAGCAUAAUAAUUCUGGCCCGCCACUACAUCCGAGGGGGGGCUUUGGAGUGGGAAUCAAGCUCGUCCGAGGAGCAUACAUUGAACAUGAAAUUCGUUCUCUCAUCCACGACACCAAGGAAGAAACAGAUCAGUCGUAUGAUCUUAUCGCAGACACAAUGAUAUGUCAACGAAUGCCCGAGGGCUCUAAGCUCGAUUUCCCGAAUGCUGCUCUCUUCCUCGCCACACAUAACGCUGCUAGUGCUGUCAAGGCAAUUGCUGUACACCAAAAGCGACUCCUUGCAAACAAACCCACCAUCCCACUAGAGUGUGGACAGGUCCAGGGGAUGGCAGAUGAGCUGAGUUGCGAGUUGGUGCAAAACUAUGAGCGAGCUAUGGAGCAGUCUAGAGAAGCAGAUAUGCCAGUUCCGAAGGCAUUUAAGUGCAUGGUCUGGGGCUCUGUUGCAGAGUGCAUGCAAUACCUUCAUCGUCGGUCUAUCGAGAAUAAGGGUGUAGUUGAGAGAACCCAGCAUAUGGUAACUGCUUUGAAAAAAGAGCUUCGGCGCCGAAUUUUUGGUUGA